CCAUGACGAACAGUUCGACCUGCAAUGAAACAGACCUCAAGCCCUACUAUGCGAUUACGUACACUUUCAUCCUGAUCCCUGGACUAAUAGGAAACACAUUAGCUUUGUGGGUCUUUUACGGGUACAUGAAAGAGACUAAAAGGGCUGUAAUAUUUAUGAUCAAUUUAGCCAUUGCAGACUUAUCGCAGGUUUUGUCCUUGCCCCUGAGGAUUUUCUACUACUUGACCGGGACAUGGGAAUUUGGAGGAGGUCUCUGCAUGCUUUGCUUCUACCUGAAGUAUGUCAAUAUGUACGCAAGCAUCUACUUCUUGGUUUGCAUCAGUGUAAGACGAUACUUGUUUCUUAUGCACCCAUUCAAAUUCAGCGACUGCAAACGCAUCUGUGAUGUGUAUAUCAGCAUCAUUGGGUGGGUCGUGGUCUGCGUUGGCUGUUUGCCCUUCCCGCUUCUCAGACUUCACCAGGAUGUUAAAAACACGUGUUUUGUGGAUCUCCCCGUAAAGGAAGUUGACCUUCCCAUCUCCAUUGCAAUGAUGACAAUAGGUGAAUUGGUGGGGUUCAUAACACCCCUACUCAUCAUCCUAUACUGCUCCUGGAAAACUAUCUUAUCAUUAAAAGAAAAAAAUUCUGCUUCACAUGACCUCGGAGAGAAAAAAAAGGCUUUAAAGAUGAUUCUCACCUGCGCUCUGGUAUUUCUGAUUUGCUUCGGACCUUAUCAUAUCAGCUUUCCACUAGAUUUCUUUGUCAAAACAAAAAAGAUUAAAAACAGGUGUGUCCAGAAGGUGAUCUCAGUAUUUCACGUCGUAGCUUUGUGCCUUGCCAGCUUGAACUCCUGCGUGGACCCAGUCAUCUACUACUUUACUACAGAUGAGUUCAGAAGACGCCUUUCCAGGCAGGAUUUGCAAGACAGCAUUCAGCUCCACAGCCUUAGUUAUGUGAGGAAGCACUCCAGGGAUGUGCUCAGGGAGGACACCAUGGAUUACUAGCGCUGGCCUUCCCCAAAUGGUUGCCAGAACUUCAAACGUUCACUAUAUUUUGGGGUUUUGCCCAAUUUUUUUUUCUCCAGGACACUGACAACGACAACUCAGACAAGGUUCUGCUGAUUUCAGUGAGGGCUGGAGAAAAACAAACAGAAUCCUGCCAAAACCCAACUUGACUGAAAAUAUGUUGAUUUAAUACUUCGGUUGCAAUUUUUCUCUGAAUAUAAGUAACACCGUGCAAUUCCCACAGGCCCCAUUGCUAAGCUGGGCAGCCAGGAGCUGGUGGCUUUGCCAGUAGGAGGAGGACGAGGAUCCGUGGCGAGAGGUGAUGCUGUGCACUGUUGUCACUGGUAGGGCCAUUGCCCCAUCCUGGUCACGCACCCUGGCUUCAGCAAGAGGCAGCAAAGAUUUUGGGAUCUUUCUGUGCAGAAAGAAUUUGAUCCUAAAAAUUACUAGCUGACACAGUAUUAUAUAUUUCUGAAGCAAAAGACAAUCCAGCUGUGACUAAUUUCUAUGGAGAGUGCCAAGAACCUGCCUCAAGCCACAAUGACCAUGAAGCAAGGAGCACAAGGUGGCCCCAAAGGACUUGUCAUUUAAAUAAUUAACUAAGCCUCCAUUUUGGGCUGCAGCAAAUGACAUACACCCAAAUCACAAAGUCAUUGAAGUGUCCAGACACUAUUUUUCUGCCAUCAGUUCCCAUUUCUGGCUCGAAAGCCAUAUGGUUUGAAGCCUUAGAUAAGCUUUAACCAUGAGGCUGUGCUUUGAGGGUAUUUAUUCAGGCUAGAUGCCUAUCGAGUCUUUCAGGUCCUCUUUUCACCAAAGAUGGGGAAAAUUAUUUCCCUUUCACUGAUAACUGACCCUGCCCCAACACAUCUACUCUUCAUUAACAGCAGCGUGAUUAAAAUGCAGUCAGAGGAACCAAACCUUUCUGAAGUUUGCUGUACUGAGAACUCACUAUAAGCAGAGUCAAAGGUGCCACCCAACAGGCUACAAAAGAUUUUUAAGAAAGGUUCAAAUGUGGAUGUAUUUUUAAUAAUAAUUUCUUUAAAAUCAAACAACAGAAGCUUUGGGCUUGACUGGUAUUUCAUUUGCACCUUCUUGUAAGAUUUAUUUUUCUGUGAACAUUUGAAAUGUUACAUUUUGAAAUGUAAAAAUACUGUGACAGUAUUAGGUUUUAUUUAAUGCAAAUAUUGUUUUACAGAUUUAAUUUAUAAAUAUAUAUAUAUUUUGUAGAAAAAUGAUCACAGAAUCAUAGAAUCGUUCAGACUGGAAAAGACCUUUAAGAUCGUCGAGUCCAACUGUUAGUCUAGCAUUGCCAAGUCCACCGCUAAACCACGUCUACGUGUCUUUUAAAUACCUCCAGGGAUGGUGACUCAGCCACUUCCCUGGGCAGCCUGUUCCAGUGCCCUGAUCCUGCUGGCCACACUCUUUGUGAUACAAGCCAGGAUGCUGUUGGCCUUCUUGGCCACCUGGGCACACUGCCAGCUCAUAUUCAGCCAGCUGUGGACCAACACCCCCAAGUCCUUUUCCACCAGGCAGCUUUCCAGCCACUCUUCCCCAAGCCUGUAGCAUUGCCUGGGGUUGUUGUGACUCAAGUGCAGUACCCGGCACCGAGCCUUGUUGAACCUCACGCAAUUGGCCUCACCCAAUCGAUCCAGCCUGUCCAGAUCCCUCUGUAGACCCUUCCUAUCCUCCAGCAGAUCAACACUCCCACCCAACUCAGUGUCAUCUGCAAACUUACUGAGGGUGCACUCAAUCCCCUCAUCCAGAUCAUUGAUAAAGAUAUUAAAAAGAACUGGCCUCAGUACUGAGCCCUGGGGAACACGACUCCCCCUGGUUCUUACCCGUCAACAUGCAAACCUAUGGUCACCAUCAUCAAGCUCUAGACUGUCAAACCACUCCCAAACACAUAUGGCCACUCCACUGCCUCUCCUUCCUUACCUAGCCCUCCUGAAGAGUUUAUAGCCAUCCACUGCAGCACUCCAGUUGUGCAAGUCACCUCACCAUGUUUCCGUGAGGGCAACUACAUGAUGUGAAACCCAGGAAGCACUGGAAUACAAAGAGAUUUUUUUUUUCUUUUUAAAAACCCUUCUAUAUAAUAAAACAAAACUCCAUCACCUCAUCCCUACAGGAGUCUGAGCCAGCGUGCAUGUGUACCUGAGUGUGUUGACUAAGUAAGCACUGUUAAUUCAUGGAAACCACAAAGCACAUUGUAACUUGUUCACAGCAAUGAAAAAAUAUUUAUUUUUUUUAUUUCCUGUUAUAUGUGAUUAAAAAAUCCUUUAAAAAAAAUUUAAAUGUAAUUCUUGGCCCACUCUCCCCUCUGUAAUUGCCUGCAUCACCAAUACACACUUAUGCGGACCAACGUGUGGCAGCACUUGGAUUGCUGACACCUCUCGAGAACCUGUAGAACAUUUUAGAUGCCUUUUCAAAAUUGUUUUAACCUCCUCCUUGCACUGGGGAGAAAAGCAAAAUGCUGGCUUGCAAAGGGACAAAACGCAGUGCUGCAACCUGCAGCAGCUCAUCUGCCCCCCACGAGAGGUUUACCAAGACAAUGUGAAUUCCU
Molecule: messenger RNA, 3543 nt
Organism: Grus americana (Whooping crane)
Lineage: Eukaryota; Metazoa; Chordata; Aves; Gruiformes; Gruidae
Gene: GPR174
Product: G protein-coupled receptor 174
Exons: 1
Coding region: 3-983 (326 amino acids)
Biological process (GO): positive regulation of Rho protein signal transduction; phospholipase C-activating G protein-coupled receptor signaling pathway
Cellular component (GO): membrane
Molecular function (GO): G protein-coupled receptor activity
Source: RefSeq, a predicted model, not a curated record